AAGACAGAAAGACAAAAAAAGAAAAGGAAGGAAGGACAGAAGGAGAAAAAAGAAAGAAAGAAAGAAAGAAAGAAAGAAAGAAAGAAAGAAAGAAAGAAAGAAAGAAAGAAAGAAAGAGAAAGAAAUCCUAAGUUCACGGAAGGGUUAGGGUUGAAUUUUAGUUCAAUAAGAAAAAGAGAAGAAAGAAAGGAAAGAAGGAAGAAAAGGAAGAAAAAAAGACAGGAAAGAAAAAGAAAGAAAGAAAGAAAGAAAGAAAGAAAGAAAGAAAGAAAGAAAGAAAGAAAGAAAGAAAGAAAGAAAGAAAGAAAGAAAGAAAGAAAGAAAAAGAAUUCCUAAGUUCAUGGAAGGGAAAGAUGAUUGGAGAUACAGACAAGGAUGGCAGAAGACAUUUUGCUGCUGGAGAUCGGUGGGUGAUGCCCUCUUCCACAUUCCAGGUGCAGAAUUCCAGCUGGACUGUAUUUUUUUUUUCAGCUCUGAGAGGCAGAUAGUUCCUGCAACUGUAUUUGAAACAAAAACCUACAAACUGAGUUGCUUAAAAUCAUGGCCAAAGAAUUCAGAGGCUUCCACCAUUGACAAAAUCCUCACCAGUCAAUUGCAAAAGGCAGCUUUACAUGGAACGGCUUACAUCCUGCAACGAUUCAGAGAUUGGACAGCCAUUUAUCCAGAAUGGUAUAAGGGUCUCCUACUUGAGCAGGGGGUUGGACUGGAUAUCUCUUAAGUUCCCUUCCAGCCCUAUGCUUCUAUACUCUAAGUACGGGAUACACCACUGAUAUAUUUAGCUCAAUCCAUUCCCAUGUGGGGGAACUCAGGCCCUGCAGAGAAGAUGAAUGACAACCUACAGUUAGUUGCCUGGCAGCUGCACUCACAUCUGGAAUGCCCCAAGUCAGUGAAGGACAGUUCUGCUAAGGGGCUAAGUUCCUCUCCUUUGCAAAAAAUACCAUUUUUCUGAUUAAAAACCCCAACAUUGCUUCAUAAGAAACCGCAAAACAUUUAUCCUUUCCAGCAACAUUUCAAAAGCCUUGAAAGAUUUCACAUUCAAAAGAUUGGCAAGUUAACCCUGAUGUCUAUCUGAAAAUGCUGACAUUUGAGCGACAUCGGGGAGAAAAAAAUCUUCCCAGAUGGUCACAACAAUUUUAUUUCAUUUUAUAUUUUAUUAUUUUAUUUUAAUUUUUUGAAUGCAUUCAGUUCACUGUUGAUUCCUGGCCACUGCCUGGUCAGAGUCACCAAGGUCACCCAAUUGGCUUUGGAUAUAAGGCAGGACUAGAACUCACAGUCUCCUGGUUUUUAAGCUGGUGCCUUAACCACGCCACCAAAUUGGCUUCCAACAAUAUGAAAUUUAAAGAUGGAGAAAUCAGUGCUAUCCUUAACUGGAAUCCUAGUCAAAAUAGGUCCCUGAUAUAUUUAAGAAGCUUCCUCUCUCUCUUUCAACACCCCCCCUCCAAAUAAAACCCUCCAAUUUUGGAUGCUCUAUUUAUUUCUGUGGAUCAGAUGAGGAUCCAUUGACUCUAGAAAAUCUUGAAUUAUGAUUUUCAGUAGCUCCAAUUUGGCAGUCUUAAGCAGGCCAUGGGUUCUCCUGUUACUAUUCAGCUGAUGAAGAAUAUUAGUGGAGAGAAGAGAAUAAUUGGUCCAAAGAAGACUUGUGUCCUUAAAAAAUUGCCAAGGGCAAGACAUAAUGAAAGACACUUGACUCAAAGUUCCAUCCCAAACAUCAUGUAGGAGAUGACCGGGCUGAGCCUGAGGGAGGAGUCAAACAUGUCAUCAGUCAUGAGUCUGCACACCCACAAGAGAUCUAAAUCCAGCCCCACUGAAUUCCUUUCUUAUAUCCUGCUAAUUUCCCUUGGCCAUUAGUAGUUCAGAUUCUUAUAGAGAGCUUAAGCCUGCAAUAAAUCUUUAUACUCAUUUGAACUGCCUGACUCUCCUGAUUUCCCCAGCGCUUGACAAAUGCUAUACCACAGGGGUCCCCAACCUAUGGUCCGUGGCCCAGUACCAGGCUGUGGCCUGUUGGCCAUCGGGCCAUGGGAAUAGCUGGCAAGGCUUCCCCCACUUGCAGUAAUGCCGCCGCACAGAGGCUAGCAGCCUUGUUUGCACAUAUGUGGGUGCGCUAGCACCACCACCAGCGUCAUGCAGGCACUAGAGGCCUGUUUGGGCAUGCACUUGUUCCACUGCGGAGUCCAGUUCCACCCAAGCAGAACAUAAUUCUUUGCAAUACGUAAAGAGGGCUGCCUGCUCUUGGCUGCCCCCUAAUGGCCAUUUUUGCUUCUUCCAGUCCCAUCAACGUACAAUGCAGUGCAUUAAGGAGGAAUCCGCGUGUUGGCGGUGCAAUUAACGGGACCGCCACGCAUUUUACGCGGAGCUCCUCCACGGGCAGAAGGAAACAUUCCAAAAAUGCAUUUUCAUUAUCAGGGCCAAGCUAAGAAAAAAAACAGGGAAAAAAAAAUACCCUAUGAUUUAAUCCUCAAGGAAAAUCCCGGCUAAGCCCUCCCAGCUCCGGAUUUUGAAAAAGGGGGGGGAUCAAGGCGCCUCCUCUCCCCCCCCCCAACCUCCCCAAACGCGUUUCUAAGGCCGGGCUCUUGGCGCUUGCAGCCGGAGACCCUCGGAGCUGUGAGGACGGGCUGCCAGGCAGGCAGGCACCCCCGAGCUUUGCCCGGGCCCCGCUUGGGGUGGAAGCUUUUCGGCGUGGAUCUGCCAGCCGCGAGUGGGAUGAGCUGGCCGGGGGCGGAGGCGGAGCGGAGGUGGGCAGGGCGCGCACUGGAAGCCCGAGCGAGAUGCGCCCCGGGACGCCUGGCCGCCCUUCCCUUCACCGUGGAGGUUGGAGACGGUUCUUCUUUCAUUGACUGCGCGCUUUCCCUCAAUCUCUCUUUUUUUCCUUUCGAAAAAGAAAGGAAAGGAGAUGAAUACCUACAGUGUCUGCAGUGGCAUAUUUCUGGUAUCAUGGUGGAUCCGCCUCUGUUUUUAAUAUUACAGUCUUUUCAACCCUCCAAUUAACUUGACAGAUCUUGUUGGAAAGUGGACCUGAUUGUUAGACUCCUAGGGAAACAGCUCGUCUUGGCAGUCAUGGGAUCUGGCUUGAUUGGUGCAUCGGUGUUCCUUCUAUGCAUCUGGUUACGUGAAGGGAAUUCACAGAACCUCCUCAUGGACCAAAAAAUGAAGCCAGCACUCCUGAUUAAUGAAGUCAAUGCAGAUAAUCCCGGAGAAGACACCAUGGAGUAUUUGGAACUCUAUCAUGUCAAUGGACAAAGAGUGGCUUUGAACGGAUAUCAUUUAGUCCUCUACAACGGAAAGGGAAACAAGGCCUACAAAGUCAUAGAUCUUGGUGGCUUCUCCACAGAUGACCAGGGUUUUCUCCUGAUUGGGUCUGGCAGCCUUGUCCCAAGGCCAGCUAUCAUCCUCCCAAAGAGCACAAUCCAGAAUGGACCGGAUGCAAUUGCUCUCUACUUUGGGCGAUCGGACUUGUACGAAGGCAUGCCUGUAGACAACAAAGGCCUGGUGGAUGCUUUGGUGCAUAAAUCUAAGAAAAAGGACAACGCAGACGAGUUGGUUCGUGUGCUGACCCCUGGCACGGAACCUUUCUUGGAAGACCCGUUAUUCCGGACCACCGAUGAUGAGUCUCUGGAGAGAUGCCAAGGGGCGGAUUCUCAGAGCUUCUUCCAAGUGGGAGCGCCGACCCCAGGCUCAGACAACCACUGCAUCCCUUUCUCACAGUUGAACGCCUCUUUGGUGCUGAUCAGUGAGGUUAAGUUGGCAUCCUCUGCUGGGGACGCUGAGUUUGUGGAGCUCCAAGGUCCCCCUUCCCAAGUGGUAAAGGACUUGAUUAUGGUGCUGAUUGAAGGAAGCACCCAACAGAUCUACUCUGUCAUGGAGGUCAAGGGUGAAACUUCUCCUGAUGGGUUACUUCUGUUGGGGUCAGGACUGUCCGAAAUUCCAGGCGGUGCAGCUCACUCGCAGCCCCUCCAGAAUUCCAGCACCUCCCUCCUCAAAACAGGCACCAAUGCCAUUGCCCUGUACAGCGGGACCAUCAGCCACUUUGUGGUGGGCUCCGGUGUCCCACCGAUAUCAGGCCUUCUGGAUGCCUUGGUGUACACAACAGUGGGACAGCCGGAUUCGCAGCUGCGGGACCUCUUGAGCCCCAGGAAGACUCUCUUCUACGUGAGCGAACAAUCCCAGCAGAAUGGUGCAUCCGUGAGCCGGUGCGUCUGCUGCUCCGUCUCCCGCGAUUCGUCCUCUUACGCCCUUGGCAAGCCCACACCUUUGCAGUUCAACGACUGCCCGAAGAAGCGCUUUAGCCAAAAAGUUUCCUUUUGUUUUCAAAUAGCAGAUUGCCAACAAAAACCUCAGGAUGAAAGCACAAUUCAGAGAGUUUUGGCCCAGUCUCUGGAGCAACAAUGCAACUGCAGUUUUUCCCCGGCGUAUUUCAAAGAUCCUGUUUUAACAUGUGAAGGCAGAGAACUGGUUUUCACUGCCCUCUUGAGUGCCCGGUCAACAGAACAGCUGGACCGUGAGUUGCAAGCCCUCUCAAUCUUGGAGAAGACUGAGGAACUGUUAUAUUUUGGAAAUCAGAACCACAGCAUAGCCAUUAAGAAUUGUUCAAGCAAUGCAGAUGGGACACACACACCUCCAGAUUUAACUUCGGAAGAACCGAGGACAACCGAAGCACCUCCGAUUCCAGCCCUGGAGUUGCUUAUCAACGAAGUAAACGCAGACAAUCCUGGAUCUCGAGAAGAUACAGAAUACAUUGAGCUCUUCUACCCAGGACAAGCACCGUUUUCACUCAAGAAUUACUGGCUUGUUCUGUACAACGGCAAGAACAACUUGGCUUACAAAGUCUUGAACCUGACAGGCUACUCCACCAACGAGUGGGGCUACUUCCUUGUAGGGAGUGCUGGAGUGACCCCCAAGCCCUCAUUUCUUUUGCCAGAUGCCACCAUCCAAAAUGGUGUAGACGCCGUGGCGCUCUACCGCCACCCCAACCCUGUCUAUAAAACCGACAUGCAGGUGACUGUGGAUGGGCUGGUUGAUGCUGUGGUAUACAGAGCCCGGGGUACGGAUAAAGCAGAGAAGCUUGUGGCUCUUCUCACUCCUGGACAAAAUGUCCUCCAUGAAAAUGAUUCCCAUAGCACUGAAGACGAGUCCAUCAGCCGAUGCCUCAGCCUGAAGCCCAGAGAUUCCACGAGUUUCCAGGUGACUGAAACAACGCCACUUCAGGAAAACUCUUGUGUGUCUCUCAGCUGGACUCUCACCAAAGAGGUGCUCCAUAAUUCUUCCACUGUCAUCAACGAAGUGGGCCUGGCCAAUGACUCAUUACUGUACAAGUUCAUAGAACUGAAGGGGAAGCCCGGGGACAGCUUAAAAAAAUACACACUGCACUUCUUCUUCGGGAACCAUAACCGGCCGUACACCAGCAUCCACCUGCAAGGCAGAUUUGGGAGUGAGGGUCUCUUUGUCGUCAUGCCAGGACAAAUGUUCCAGAGUGUUAAGCCUAAUGAGCAGUUGAUGAUGCCCAUUCUCUGGAAUCAUUCUUUCCCAAAGCAGGAGAACCUGACGGUGGCGCUAUUCAGCCGAAAGCUGCGGCUUCCUUACGGUACUCUAAAUAUUGCCGAGAAAAUAGAAUACCUUGUGACGUGGAAUCCUGGGAUGAUCUCUCAAAUACCCUUUGUAUCUGGGAAAAGAGAAAGAAUCUGGUCUUUGAGUUAUUGCCCUUUUUGCAAGGAAACCUUUCUCAUCUCCAACCCCACCCCAGGCAUGGAGAAUAGCUGUCCUCAAGAGUCUCUGUCCUUGGAUCUUGGAAUGUGCCUAUGGACACCUAACUGUUCCUUCUGGCUUCAAAAUCCACAGUUAGAAGCUCACUUCCAGCAGAUACUAGUGAGGUCCAUGGAAAAUAGCUGCUUAUGUGCUAUCUCUCUCUGUGCUCUGCAAGAACUGAAUUUCACCUGCUCUGGUACCACACUGAAACUGUCCGGUCGGUUGCUGGCCACGUCACCGGAAGAGCGGCAGCUCCUUAUCCAGUGGCAACAGAAAUUCUCCCUAAGUUCCAAUCUAUUUUCUGUGGAUGGGAUAUUCCUCCGAACUAAUGCACCCUGUGCAUCUUCCAGUGAGGUGGUACCAAUAGCUAAAGCUUCACUUGAAGGCUGGGAAAUUGCUUUUUUGGUCUUGGGUUCCAUUUUGCUUAUACUGCUGUUAAUCGGUGGAACUUUCUACUGUAUAAAAAGACCGCAGAACUACAACAACAUUGAACUGAAUGAUCGCUGUGAGAUCAUAUCAGACAUCUGAUUCUACCAGGAAGAGCCUCCGUAAAGAAAAAAAACUAUUUUGGGAUGUAAUGAAGAGGUAAAUCUCAGAAGACCGUUCCGGCCCACCGAGCACAGUGUAAACGGGUCAAAUUCCUGGAGUAUUUAUUUUGAGGGUGACGUUUUUUCUGUUCCCCCAUGGAGUGUGAGAAACCUUUGUUCCUACAGGCAUCUCUCACUGCCAGCUUGUGUGAAAAAUUGGUGGGGUGCCAUGAUAUUUUCCCCACCCACCAUGAAAAAAAUGUGAUUAUUUUCUCCCCAUAAUUUAUCAGUGGGAGUAAAGUGCUUUGCCCACCACAAUCAGAGAGAGGGGGGGGAGAGAGAGAGAGAGAGAGAGAGAGAGAGAAAGAGAGAGAGAGAGAGAGAGAGAGAGAGAGAGAGAGAGAGAGAGAGAGAGAGAGAGAGAGAGAUUAGCUCACCCUGAUGAGAGAGAUCUGUUUGAAAUUAGCUGACCUUGAUGGAUUGUUAAUCAGGUCUAUGGUGGCUUCACUCCCCCUAAGCAAUGGACCGUCUUAGUUGUGAUGUGUGUUGCCACUGACAAUGCGUGCCUCAAAUACUGUUUGUCUUUUUAGGGGACUUCGUUCAGGAGAGCUUGCCUCUUUCCAUGCAGAGAAAAUCUUAGGUUCAUUUCCUAGUUCAGGAAACAGGAAAAGAUCAGUCCAGGCAAACAUUGUCACGAAGCCGUUGGUUCAGGUGACAUUUUAAGCUGUGGGCAAGGAGGCAACUGGACGCCAGGCAGGUUCCGAGGCUUACCUCCCAUUUCCUAAGCAAUAAAAGUCAGUAUGUAAGCAAAAGAAAUUAAAAAUAAAAAGAGGUCAGCCUUGUCCAAACAUUCCAUUUUCCCCAGAAUGAAACUCAGGAAUUUGUAUAGUAAAAAGUUGACUGUAGCCGUCACCUUGCUCACCUAGCUACCAACUCUGCAGACUUGAAUGUCUUGCUCACUGCAAGAAGACCACAGCUAAAAUUAAAAUAUGUUAUUUUUAUAAAACAAUGCCACAAAGAGAAGGUGGUAUAAAUUGUGAAGGCAAUCUUCCAUGGGGCAAAGGCCAAAUUUAUAUGCCGCCCUGAGUCCUUUGGGAUUGGGCGGCAUAUAAAUAAAAUUAAAUAAAUAAAAAUAAAUAAAUAAAUUCAGUAUCUCCGGAAAUGUGCUGUCCCAGAACCAGCUUCUCAUGCCUCUAUAGAAGUGAAUAGGGGGUCCUUAGUGCUCUCUGAACUUGAUUGUAUUCUUGCAGCUGUUUCGUUACCCAGCUAGGUAGCAUCAUCAGUGCUAGAAGGAAUUGGGGUUUGCUCCUAUAGCAUGAAUGAUGUUACUUAGUUCGGUAAUGAAACUUAAUCCAAAGAGUAGGUGUGACAUUUGCUUUCAGGUACACUUGAUUUAACUGGGCUUGUAGAAGCUGCAAUUUUAAUUUUAAUUUUUCUGAUUAACUUUUAAUCAGCUACUGCCCUCUGCUGAUCCGCUAGCAUUGCAGCAAUUACUAAUUAAAUUGCCCAUCCAAAUACAGUACUUUCUGAUCCUGUAGAAUAGGGGUCUCCAAAACCAGCAAUUUCCUUCUAUAGAAAUAAGGAAGAUGAACUUGACAGCAAAGAUGUGGUGACUCAGUGGCUUGACGAUGCUGGAGGAGAUGGUCUCAGCUGUGGCGGUUUGAGCCGUAGUUUUGCCCACCACCAUCUUACAUUUUUUUCCAUUUUUAAAAAUCAUACUGUUCUCUUGGUUUUUCCAGUUCUGGCAUUCGGGGAGUUGUGAAAUAAAUGUUUAAUUGCUAAUUCGUUCUUUUUCCUCUGAUCAUGGAGAUCUUAUGUUGUUUUUGCUGUCCCUAGGCUGGAAAUUUAUUUAUGGUUGAUUGUAUUUUAUUCUGUUGUGAGCCACAGUGAGUCAGAAUGACUGGGUGGCAUACGAAUGGACUGAAAAAUAAAAUAAAAAAUUGGAACGCA
This is a messenger RNA of Crotalus tigris (Tiger rattlesnake), 8216 nucleotides long. RefSeq lists its product as uncharacterized. The transcript is spliced from 15 exons. The coding region runs from base 3055 to 6267 and encodes 1070 amino acids. NCBI's taxonomy places the organism in Eukaryota, Metazoa, Chordata, Lepidosauria, Squamata, Viperidae. The record is from RefSeq and is a predicted model, not a curated record.